AUGGGAAUUGAACAACAGAUUGCUGGAAAACUUUUUGGAGCAGUGAAGAAUAAGGUUAAGGACAUGAAACAUGACCAUGAUACCAACUCUCAUGCCAACUAUUCUCGUGAUGUUAAGCAUGGAAAUGUAGAGGACCAUAAUGAAGAAUUACCACCUCUUGAGGUACAAGUGUACUGUCACAAUAUCAGACAAGAGAAUAAUAAUAUGAUGGACGGUGAAACUCCUUGGUCGCAACGGAAAGCUGGAGUGAUUCAGUCCAUUGUGGAGAACUCUUCAAACUUGCCAACUUUGGUAGGACUCCAAGAAGUGAAGCAAAACAUGCUCAAUGAUGUUAUGGAUGGGCUUGGGAAACAUUGGACCCAUUUUGGAGUUGGUAGACUGGACGGGAAAUCAAAGGGUGAAUUUGCACCCAUUAUUUAUCAGCCUGAAAUUUGGAACCUUAAGCAAGGUAAAACUUAUUGGCUUGGACAAACUCCCGAUAGACCCAGUAAAGGAUGGGACGCUGCGUUGGAAAGAAUUGUCACUGUGUGUAUUUUUGAACACAGACAACUGGGAAAAGUGGUUACUUUUCUCAACACCCAUUAUGACCAUAAGGGGAAAUUGGCUCGUGAGAACUCGUCGAAACAAAUUAUCGACAUAAUGAAGUCCUAUCCUGGUGCUAGUAUUCUUGUGGGUGAUUUCAAUAGUCAGCCUCAUCAAGAAGCUUACAAAACUUUGUCGACUCAACUCAAAGAUACCAGUUGCAAUUGUCAGCAAAGACGGGGCCCAGAACAUACAAUCACUGGAUUCAAGAGAGGUGAACAAGAAACCAGCAUUGAUUUCAUUUGGACCACUCCUGGUAUUAACAUCCUCCAUCACGAGGUGAAGAACCACGAAUUCAAUGGCCAUUAUUGUAGUGACCAUCGUCCUGUUACAGCGGUGGUACAGAUCUGA
Molecule: messenger RNA, 933 nt
Organism: Meyerozyma guilliermondii ATCC 6260
Lineage: Eukaryota; Fungi; Ascomycota; Pichiomycetes; Serinales; Debaryomycetaceae
Product: endonuclease/exonuclease/phosphatase family protein
Exons: 1
Coding region: 1-933 (310 amino acids)
Molecular function (GO): 3'-5'-RNA exonuclease activity
Source: RefSeq, a predicted model, not a curated record